CCUAGUAGCAGCUAGGAAAGUAGCUCAGUGAUGCAGAGCACCUCAGCAGGAGAGUGGAAAUUUCCCAGCACUGAUCUACAGAACAAGGAUCCAAUAUCACAGCAAGUCCAAGCCUGGGACACUUUUUAUUUUGGAGUUUAUCUGCACAAUCUCAGACUGUUUGCCACACACUCCAGUACAGCUACAAACAACAUUGGCAUUACUGGACCAUAUACAAAUUCAUCAUGUACAACGGAGCUGGGAAAAAGCUCACUCAAAAAUUGAAAAAGACCCUUCCUGUGACGGGCCCCCAAGCACCAACACUGUAUGAGUUAAUGCAAUGGUACUGUCUAACCACCAACACUCAUGGAUGUAGGCGGAUUGUGGUGUCCAAGGGUCGUCUCCGAAGAUGGAUCUGGAUUAGCUUGACACUUACAGCAGUAGCCCUGGUCUUCUGGCAAUGUGCUCUUCUGAUUAUGUCCUAUAACAGUGUGACUGUUUCUAUCACUGUGAACUUCCAGAAGCUAGUUUUUCCAGCAGUGACUAUCUGCAACAUGAAUGCAUAUAGAUAUAGCAAAAUUAAAAGUUAUUUAAAAACGUUAGAUGAGGAAACAAGCCAAGCCUUGAAAGAUCUCUAUGGAUUUGAAGAAUCUCUGUCUCGCAGAAGGCGGGAUGUUGAACCACCCAAAGAGGAAAUGUAUUUCAACAAGUUACCACUGUACAUAGUGAACAAUGUCAAAGGAGAUCAAGUGGAUGUAACAGCUAUACCCAGCCGGAAAAGGAGCCGAAUGAAUGCUAAAGUUAUGAGCAGAAAUUCAAAUACAGUGUCGUUCCGCCAAGAAAAUGUUGUUGGUUUCAAACUGUGUGAUCCCAAUAACAAAACAGACUGCACUGUGUUUACCUUCAGCUCGGGUGUAAAUGCUAUUCAGGAAUGGUAUCGCUUGCACUACAUGAAUAUAUUGGCACAAAUUCCUAUGGAAGAGAAGAUUGCCAUGGGAUACUCAGCUGAUGAUUUUCUGGUCACUUGUUUUUUUGAUGGCCUCUCCUGCGAUUCCAGGAACUUCACCCUCUUCCAUCAUGCACUGUAUGGGAACUGUUACACAUUCAAUAGUAUUGAAAAAGGAGAUCUUCUUGUUUCUUCUUUGGGUGGAAUGGAAUAUGGACUUAAAGUGGUCUUGUACAUUGAUGAGGAUGAAUAUAAUCCCUACUUGAUCACAGCAGCAGGGGCUAAAAUAUUGGUGCAUGACCAAGAUGAAUAUCCAUUUAUUGAAGAUGUUGGGACAGAAGUUGAAACAGCACUUGAAACUGCAAUAGGAAUGCAACUGACUGAAUCCAGUAAGCUUAGCUCUCCGUACAGUGACUGCACUUUAGAUGGCAGCGAUGUCCCUGUAUCAAAUCUAUACAACAAGAAGUAUACCCUCCAGAUUUGCCUACAGUCGUGUUUUCAGUUGGUGAUGGUUCAGGAAUGUGGCUGUGCUCAUUAUGACCAACCCUUACCUGAUGGUGCAAAAUACUGCAACUACAAAGAUAAUCCUAGUUGGAUUUAUUGCUACUUUAAGCUGCAUAAGAAAUUUGUUCAAGAGAUGCUCGGAUGCCAAAGCACAUGUCGAGAAUCUUGCAGCUUUAAAGAAUGGGAGUUGACUAGGAGCCAAGCCAAGUGGCCUUCCAUUAACUCAGAGGAAUGGAUGUUACGUGUUCUGACUUGGGAACUGGGUGACAAAUUAAACAAGAACCUUACCAAACAGGAUUUGGCAAAUCUGAAUAUUUACUACCAGGAUUUGAACAUAAAAUCAAUAUCUGAGAGCCCAACCUACAAUAUUGUUACUCUGCUCUCAAAUUUUGGUGGACAGUUGGGAUUGUGGUUGAGCUGCUCCAUGGUUUGUGUCCUUGAGAUCUUUGAGAUCUUCUUAAUUGAUUCCUUCUGGGUUGUCCUACGUCAACGUUGGCAGAAAUUUAAGAAAUGGUGGAAAAAUCGUAAGGAAGAUCAAACCCAACAGACCCCUGAUAUACCUGUACCUACUAUGACCGGCCAUGACAACCCAAUCUGUACUGGGGAUGAAGAUCCACCAACAUUUAAUACUGCUCUUCAGUUGCCACAAGCCCAACACCUAGAAGUUCCAAGGACACCACCUCCUAUGUACAACUCUCUGCGAAUACAAGAGGCAUUUGUUCAUGAAGCUAAUGACUCUGAUGACACAGAAUAUUUGUAGGUUACCAGUUCAAUUUAACUGUCCUUAGAAGAGUCAAAGAUGCUAUUUAUAUCUGUUAAUAAUUUAACAGAUAUGAGAAACGCAUACCAGCCUGAAGGAUCCUAACUCAUAUAGACUCUGCAAUCUUCCAGACCUCACAAACGUUUCUAAGAACUUAAAGGAAAAGAGACAGUACUUCUCUUAUCCUGUAUACGUGGUGCUUAAAUGCAGGUUCUUAAUGACCUGCUGAAGGUCCUGUUACCUUUACAAUGUAUCAAAACAGUUUUGAGUGAAAAAUCACAAGAGCCAACUGUUUAAACUGUAGCACGUGCACUUGACCAGUGAUCUUAAAAUAACUUUGCAGUUGUUUAUAACUGUUUAGAAGUGUUCAGAAAAAGUUGUACGUCUACACAACUGCCUGAUAUUUUUAUAUUAUACUUUUACUUACUGGAGAGAUUUUCUGGAACUGAAGAGUUAAUAAAGAUUACUUUUGGGACAUUGA
Molecule: messenger RNA, 2670 nt
Organism: Bombina bombina (fire-bellied toad)
Lineage: Eukaryota; Metazoa; Chordata; Amphibia; Anura; Bombinatoridae
Gene: SCNN1G
Product: sodium channel epithelial 1 subunit gamma
Exons: 13
Coding region: 225-2189 (654 amino acids)
Biological process (GO): sodium ion transmembrane transport
Cellular component (GO): membrane
Molecular function (GO): ligand-gated sodium channel activity
Source: RefSeq, a predicted model, not a curated record